Messenger RNA from Neltuma alba, 1773 nucleotides. Its product is annotated as protein DETOXIFICATION 41. Gene Ontology annotation, molecular function: antiporter activity; xenobiotic transmembrane transporter activity. The transcript is spliced from 8 exons. Gene Ontology annotation, cellular component: membrane. The record is from RefSeq and is a predicted model, not a curated record. Gene Ontology annotation, biological process: xenobiotic detoxification by transmembrane export across the plasma membrane. NCBI's taxonomy places the organism in Eukaryota, Viridiplantae, Streptophyta, Magnoliopsida, Fabales, Fabaceae. The coding region runs from base 90 to 1619 and encodes 509 amino acids.
GACAUCUGAAUCUGAUCUCAUCAGUAAGAUAUCUGGGGGUUUUUUUUGAAGGCGAGUUAGUGAGUGAGCAAGAGAUAGAUCGAGGUAGCAUGGGUUCGACAGAGAGGGAGCCACUGAUACAGCAGCAGAAUGGGGCCGGGGCCGCGGUGGUGGCGGCCGGCACGAGAAUGUCAGGGGACGAGGUGGAGGAGAUGCUGGAGAAAGGGGGGAUAAGAUUGGGAGGGUGGGUGAGGCUUGUGGGGUGGGAGUCUAAGAUUUUGUGGCAUCUCUCUGGGGCUUCCAUAGUGGUUUCUUUGUUCACUUACAUGCUCACCUUUGCCACUCUCAAGUUCACCGGCGACCUCGGCACCGUCGCUCUCGCCGGAGCCUCCAUUGCCAGUGUUGGAAUUCAAGGUCUUGCUUAUGGGAUCAUGAUAGGUAUGGCUAGUGCAGUGCAAACGGUAUGUGGACAAGCAUAUGGAGCUAAGAGAUACAAAGCACUGGGCAUUAUAUGCCAAAGAGCAAUUGUAUUGCACUUAGGAGCAGCAUUUCUACUCACAUUCUUGUACUGGUUUUCAGGCCCAAUUCUCAAGGCCAUGGGCCAGGCCGAAGACAUAGCCGAACAAGGCCAAGUCUUUGCCCAUGGGAUCAUCCCUCAGUUAUAUGCAUUUGCAUUGAGCUGCCCGAUGCAAAGGUUCUUGCAGGCCCAAAACAUAGUGAACCCAUUGGCCUAUAUGUCUGUGGGAGUGUUCUUGCUGCACAUAUUGCUCUCUUGGCUUGUGGUUUAUGUUUGGGGCCUUGGCCUUCUUGGGGCUGCUUUGACUCUUAGCUUUUCUUGGUGGCUUUUUGUGUUGAUCAAUGGGCUUUACAUUGUUUUUAGCCCAUCUUGUAAAGAGACUUGGCCCGGGUUCUCCAUAAAAGCCUUCUCUGGAAUCUGGCCUUACUUUAAACUCACCGCUGCUUCUGCUGUUAUGCUUGCUUUGGAGAUAUGGUACAGCCAGGGAUUAGUGCUCUUAUCGGGACUUCUACCAAACCCAACGGUUUCACUGGAUUCUAUUUCCAUAUGUAUGAACUACUGGAACUGGGACAUGAACUUCAUGCUAGGUCUGUGCGCAGCCACCAGUGUAAGAGUGAGUAAUGAACUGGGAGCAGCUCAUCCAAAACUGGCAAGAUUCGCAGUGAUAGUGGUGAACGGCACAAGCUUGGCGAUAAGCAUAGUUUUCUGCGCACUAAUUCUGAUAUUUAGGGUUGAAAUGAGCAAACUCUUCACUACUAAUACUGCUGUCAUUCACGCUGUCUCCAAUCUCACCCCUUUGCUUGCCAUCUCGGUCCUUUUGAAUGGCAUUCAACCUAUACUCUCAGGAGUUGCAAUUGGAAGUGGAUGGCAGGGUGCAGUGGCUUAUGUAAAUUUGGUUUGUUAUUAUGUGAUUGGUCUUCCCAUUGGCAUUGUUCUUGGCUUCAAGACCAGUUUGGGAGUAGCAGGCAUGUGGUGGGGCAUGAUCGCCGGUAUAUUUUUUCAGACUGCGAUUCUUAUCAUACUUACCGCCAGAACAAAUUGGAAUGUUGAGGUUGAAAAGGCAGUUACUCGAGUGAAGAGAUCAGAAGAAGAAGAAAAAUUGGAUUUGAUUGAUGAUAUAUAGCGGCUACGAUUUUCAUCUUAAUCUUUGUUAUAAUUAAUGUAUUUUUUUGAAUAUACCAAUUAAUUUUUGGAUGGUGUUCGUUGAUUGGAUGAUUUUAUUACUCUCACAACAUUCUAGUUUGCUAUAAUUACACAGUUCCUCUCUAUUUUAAAAA